UACUGCGCAGACUCAGUGGGAAAAAUUUGUGUUGCGGAUUUUUGCGAAAUGGAGCGGUAUGUCGUGGAGAGACAAAUUGGAAAGGGAGGAAGUUGUGCAGUUUUUCUUGUUCGGCAUACUGUUGAGGACAGGUUAUAUGCACUGAAACAGACCUAUGUAGACCAUACCAAGAAAUCUCGAACUCGUGAGGCUGUAUUGAGAGAAGUUCAGAUCUUGUCAAAGUUAAAACAUCCUCAUGUUGUCAGCUAUAAAGAGUCAUUUUUUAAUGAAAAGGAGCAACAUCUCAAUAUAGUUCAGGACUACUGUGACAGCGGAACUCUGUACAGCCAAAUAUCAGAAGCUAGAGAGGACAGAAAACCAUUUUCUGAAGCAAGAAUUAUGAAGUGGUUUGUUCAAGUCACAAUGGCAUUACAACACAUCCACUCACAGAAAGUCUUACACAGAGACUUGAAACCGCAGAACAUAUUUCUUACUAAGGGAGACGUCAUCAAAGUUGGGGAUUUUGGUAUAAGCAAAUUACUGGAUAAUACACUAGAUAUGGCUAAUACGUGUGUGGGCACUCCGUAUUACCUCAGUCCAGAGCUUUGUCAAGACGCACCCUACAAUUCAAAGUCAGACAUGUGGGCGUUGGGAUGUUUACUAUACGAGCUAUGUGAAUUGCGUCCUCCAUUUAAUGCCAGCAGUUUGAUUGGUCUCAUUUAUGCAAUUGUCAAGGGCAGCUACAACCCAUUGUCUGGUUGUUAUUCUGAGCUCAUUCAUUUUCUUGUUCGUCAACUACUUUCGAAAUCUCCCACCGAUAGACCAAGUGCAGCAGCAAUUCUCAACAUGGAUGAAGUCAGACACCAUUUGUCUGUUAUAGCAGAGCAGCAGCAAAGGCCAAGAUCGACAUGUGAACACAGACGACAAAGGACCAGCUCUUGUGGAUUAAUUACACAUCCAGACACUGCACGAGCCAAGUCUGAUAGCGAACUGACUGUAGCAUCAGUGGCUAGUGAAAUGUCAUCCAACACUGUAGCCUCACUAAGGAAAGGGGCAAGCGUAGUGGCUUACACCAAUCAUGCCGAUGAGGAGACUGGACAUUACUCGGAUGAUUUUGACGAAAGCUCAGCAUCAUCAAGUGCAAGCCAAAAGGGAGAAUGCAUUGACAAUGAACAAUACCAAAAUGGCGGCACAAACAUUGCACAGAGUGAAAGCAACUUUGUUGGAGUUGUGCCUGUUGUAGGAGAGUAUAAUGGUGACAGUGUGCAGUCUGCUCAAUGUGUUUCAAGAUCUCUAUCACCGUCAUCAUCUUGCUGCUCGCCAGAUCUUUCUGUUCCUUGUGGCCAUGGUAGUAAAUGUGAAGAUUCAUUGGAGACUGCACCCGAGGUGUCUAAACUUGAUGGAGGGUACGCAGAAGACUUUGAAGACUCAGGAUCAGAUGAAAGUGAUCUUGAAGCUACUGCUGCUGCUGCUGCAAAAGAUGCUCUUGGAGUAACUGCCGAAGAGCACUUUGUUGCUGAUGAUCAAGCUAAUGUAUCAUACCAGCAAGCCUUACGCAAACAUUGUAACAGUGUACUUGGAGAUGCAGUUUUCCAGCAAGUUUUGGACUGUUUUGCAAACAGCAUGUCUGGCGAUGAGGAAACGAUAAGGUCUCGUGUUCAGAUGCUGGCAGGACCUGAGCUGACAGAGACGUGUUUCUUUGUUCAUGAACUGCUGCAGAUUGAUGAAAACUUGUAAUUAGGAGCAAAAUACCAUGAAUUUUAAAUAUAGAAGUUUGAGAACAAAAUGAGACAUAUUUUCACGUAGCUUGUUACAUGGUAGAUUUACUAAAUUUGGUUGUCUUACUCAAACAUUGAAAUGCUGAUGAAAACAAGAGGAAAUGUGGUAUUAUAUAUUAAUAUUAGUAUAUGGG
Messenger RNA from Corticium candelabrum, 1891 nucleotides. RefSeq names its product serine/threonine-protein kinase Nek4-like. Lineage: Eukaryota; Metazoa; Porifera; Homoscleromorpha; Homosclerophorida; Plakinidae. The transcript has 18 exons. Gene Ontology annotation, biological process: protein phosphorylation. The record is from RefSeq and is a predicted model, not a curated record. Bases 49 to 1716 code for a protein of 555 amino acids. Gene Ontology annotation, molecular function: protein kinase activity; ATP binding.